AUGUGUCCGCCCGUGAAACAGGGAGAUGGAGCCUGUAGCGCUAUCGCAUGGAGAUUUCCUGAUUGUACCAUAGUCAAGGCUGCCUCGAAGUUUCUUGUCACCUCUACAGUGAAUGAGGCCGAGUAUGAGGGUACGCUGCUGAGUUUCGACCUGUUAGAGCCUCUAGAACGACGGCGACUGAUUAUCUGUGGAGAUUCCAGCUUAGGGGUACGACAAAUGCGGGGAGAGAUCGAGUGUAAGGCUGCAGGAUUGUCUCCAUUACAAGCAAGAGCUUUAAAUAAGCUGCUGGCAUGGCCCACCCAAGGAAUCGUGCAUGUAAAACGUGAUUGUAAUCAGAGUGCCGACCACUUGGCCAGCACAGCUCUGCGUCAGAAGGAAGGUAUAAAGUCGAUACCGGAAGGGGAAUGGCCGAAUCUGGAAGGAAUUAAUCGAUUGUCAGAGUUACUAGUUCCCACGGACCAAAGAUCGGCCAAGGUGCUUGCGAUUACUCGAUCUCAACCUCCCAUCAAGAUGUCAGGGGAAAUCCGGCAAGAGGGCGUAAUACAAAGACUCCGGACGGAUCAAAUCAGGGAGGUCCAGGGGCAAGAGGACUGGGUGCGAGAUCUGAAGGCCUACUUGAAGGGAGAUUGGGUCGACCUACCCACGGAGACCGCCCACUCGUGCAAGGGUCGAGGGAGACGACCGAGAGGUAACGGCCAGACUAGUGAUACCCGAAAGUCUCCAAGCCGACGUCCUGCACCACUACCACACCAGUCUGGAAGGAGGUCACCAAGGGGUUGGGCGUACCUAUCACCGAAUCCGACGGUACUGCCAUUGGAGAGGUUUAUUCCGAAGCGUACAGAGAGAAAUUACCGAGUUACUAAUUUGGAUCGAACUGUCACGGGGUACGUGAUGGCCAAGGCUAGUGCGUCGCGAACGGCCCAGACGGUAGAUGAAGGUCGCAUGGUGGGCCAGCGUCAACAGGCGACCAUGGCCUAUCGACCUCAGGCGAAUGAGACCGCGGAAAUAAUGGUUCAGAACCUGACUAGGUCCAUCAAGAUGUAUGUCUCUGAUGUCGGACAGCAGGAUUGGGACGAGUAUGCAGAACGACUAAUGUUUGCGAUGAACACCGCGCAAGACCGAGUCCGGAAGGAGACGCCGUUCUAUUUGGACCAUGGUUGGGAUGCUAGGACCACAUUCGAGGCUACCUUAACUGUGGUAAAUACGCGACGUAGGGGAUCUGGGCCACGCAGAUGGAGAUAUCACAUUCAGCAGCACUAUCAGCGGGCAAGAGCCCAGGUGAAUGAGAACCUACGAGCGGCCAGUCAAGCUCGGAUCCUAGCCCAUAAUGAAGGGGUGGUCGACCACAAGAUUCAGCCGGGAACUCAAGUGUGGCUCUAUCUGGACCGGGUGAAAGAGAGGUACGCCAAGAAAUGUCCCACCUCUGGCAUGGACCAUUUCGAGUUCUAG
Messenger RNA from Peronospora belbahrii, 1449 nucleotides. Lineage: Eukaryota; Oomycota; Peronosporomycetes; Peronosporales; Peronosporaceae. The record is from the annotation of a GenBank genome assembly.